UGGGAGUCAAAAAUCCCUUUUACAGAUUAUCAUUGUUGGAAACAGUAAGACAACUUGAGAAAUAUGGUAAACUGGUGGCAAUCGGUAUUAUAUGGACGUCGUUUUUCUGACCGUAACAUCGAAAAGCUAGAACACAUCGAGAGCGAAAUUCAAAACGUCGAACUACAAGUCAAGUCUAUUUUGGAAAGCUUAGGGAUAGUGUCAAGGAACUGUACAAAAGGACAAGUUUUGGUUUCUUGUCUCUUCGCGUCUUCGUUGUUUCUCACUAUUGCCUAUUCUGGCGUUUUAUUGUUCAGAAGGGCUUCCUUGCUGUUCAUAAUUUCACUUAUACUCAUAUAUCUUUUUCGAAGAGUCUAUGUGUCUUGGAUAGGGUACAACGUUAGGCGCUGUAGGUUGAAAUUGGCAAAACUGAAGACAAGAAAGGUCCACUUAUUGGAAGAUUUAAAACAAAAAAAUGACUUUUAUAAAGUUUUCGACGUGCUGAAGAGAUUUGACGAAAACUACAAGUCUCAACAAGACAUACCGGACAUUCGUCAGAGCAGCAAACUGGAGGAAGAAAGCAUGAGUUCUGUUAGUGAAACUAAAGUACAGAAGGUGCAAGACUCCAAGAGUGCGUCAGUAAGCAAUACUCCAGAGAAGGUGCAGCACAGCAUUUCCACGGAAAUUUCGAGGUCAUAUUCUUCGCAAGGCGGUUCAAAUAACACCAUAGACGAAUAUUUUGGUUCUUCUUCGAGAAACCCAACGCAACAAGAUAUUUUCAAACGCCAAAAACGAGAGAAAGUUGAUUUGACGGAGAUAGAAAGGCAGACGAAUAGUUUUCAUUCUAUUUUGCAGUCCUGGCUUGGUUCUCUUAUUCACUGGAUAGUUUAUAGCCUGUCUGGAGAGCAUAAUAUUCAACUUGAAGAGCAGUUGGAGUUGCUUCGAGAAACACUAGAAUUGGAAAAAGUGAAAAGAAAAAAACUUGAGGCUGAGUUAAGGAGAAUCCUUUCGAACCAACACUCGGUCGGUUCUGAAAAUACUUCAGAAAUACUGAAUGAUGCAACUUCCAACGAGAAUUCUAAUAUGGAUACUAACUUGGCAUGUCUGUGAAUAUAGAUUUUGGAGAUAGUUUCAGGAACAAAGAAGGUUACGUUGUGUUUAUUUGAAUGGACCAAGAGUCGCGUAGAAAGAAGCUCAAUUUUAUAUUGAUUAGUUGUAUUAUAUUGACAAGUGCACAUUGAAAAUGCUUAAUAAAUUGAAAUAAACAAAUCUAGUUUCAA
This is a messenger RNA of Galdieria sulphuraria, 1259 nucleotides long. RefSeq lists its product as uncharacterized. The record is from RefSeq and is a predicted model, not a curated record. The coding region runs from base 64 to 1089 and encodes 341 amino acids. Lineage: Eukaryota; Rhodophyta; Bangiophyceae; Galdieriales; Galdieriaceae. The transcript has a single exon.